CUUACUGAUAAUCUAGAUUAUUUCGAGUUUUUGAGUGUUAUUUUAUGAUAAUCUUUAAUUGAGAUUUAUCAAUUUUGAGAAUUUGUUCAUAUAAUUAGCUAUUAGUUAAUACAAAAACGGUACUUUAAACAAUGUCUGUUAUUCGGGUUUUCACACGUAAUAUGGCCACUGCAGCUAAGAUUAAUAACGUGGUAGUCAUUGGUGGUGGGCUGAUGGGUUCGGGAAUCGCGCAGGUUGCAGCAGCAACAGGCCAUAAUGUUACUUUGGUGGAAGUUAAUGAUCAACUAGUUGACAAAGCUGUUGUCGGAAUCAAGAAAAGUUUGGAACGGGUAGCCAAAAAACAGUUCAAAGAAGAUGCUUCCAAAGGACAGGAAUAUAUCGAAGGAACAUUAAGUAGACUAAAGGGAUCUUCCAAGCUAGAAGAUUCGGUUUCGAACAGUGAUCUUGUCAUCGAAGCUAUAGUUGAAAAAAUGAAUAUUAAGCACGAGCUGUUUGGUAAAAUUGAUGCCGUCGCACCGGCGAGUUCUAUUUUUGCUAGUAACACUUCAUCUUUGUCUAUUGGCGAAAUUGGCUCCAUCACCAAACGAGAAGAUCGUUUCGGAGGACUCCACUUUUUCAACCCUGUUCCUAUGAUGAAACUUCUAGAGGUUAUUCGUACUGAUAAAACAUCCGAAGAUACAUAUCAACAGCUGAUGGAGUUUGGCAAACGAAUGGGCAAAACGUGCAUUACCUGCAAGGAUACGCCUGGUUUCGUCGUGAACCGCUUGCUGGUUCCAUAUAUGGCAGAAGCGGUCCGUUUACUGGAACGUGGGGAUGCAAGUGCCAGAGAUAUAGAUACGGCGAUGAAGUUGGGCGCUGGUUAUCCGAUGGGACCGUUGGAGUUGAGCGACUACGUCGGACUGGAUACGACUAAUAACAUUUUGCAAGGAUGGCAUAAAGCAUUUCCAAAUGACCCCCUGUUUACUCCGCCAAAAAUAUUGGAAAAGUUGAUCGCAGAAGGCAAAUUUGGUAUCAAAACAGGCGAAGGUUUUUAUUCGUACAAAAAGUGAACAUUUGAUUUCAUUUUAUUUUAUAUUCAAUGUUUUUUGAGAUUGGAAAAAUACA
Molecule: messenger RNA, 1104 nt
Organism: Sabethes cyaneus
Lineage: Eukaryota; Metazoa; Arthropoda; Insecta; Diptera; Culicidae
Product: hydroxyacyl-coenzyme A dehydrogenase, mitochondrial-like
Exons: 2
Coding region: 132-1049 (305 amino acids)
Biological process (GO): fatty acid beta-oxidation
Cellular component (GO): mitochondrion
Molecular function (GO): NAD+ binding; (3S)-3-hydroxyacyl-CoA dehydrogenase (NAD+) activity
Source: RefSeq, a predicted model, not a curated record